Messenger RNA from Ixodes scapularis (black-legged tick), 480 nucleotides. RefSeq lists its product as uncharacterized. The transcript has 5 exons. The record is from RefSeq and is a predicted model, not a curated record. The coding region runs from base 1 to 480 and encodes 159 amino acids. Lineage: Eukaryota; Metazoa; Arthropoda; Arachnida; Ixodida; Ixodidae.
AUGGCAUGCCAUACAAACCAGGUAUGGUCGAGAGUCCAGGAAUUGCACAAGCCUAAGCGGAGCUGGCCGGGACAAGAUUCGGCAGUCAAGCUGGACACUGUGGAGCUUUCUCAGCUUCCUCAGGCACCAGAUCCAUCCCAGAAGGUGCAACCAAGCCAACUGAUGACCAAGAUCCUCUGCAUAACCUUGAAAAAGGUUAGAGCUGCAUCCCUCACAAGGCAGUCGGAGCAACUGAGUGAGGACCCACCUUCGCCCUUCCAGGACUCAGCUGUUUCCUUGGCUGCACAGCGUGGACCAGAGACAGAGAGUACACAUUCAUCAAGCCCAACCCCUUUAGAUAUGAAGGAAGUGACCGAGUUGCCUGGUGCGCCUCAACCUGCUGGUGUUCAGCCACGAAUGGGCAAUCACAGGCACUUGCAUUUCAUCCGUCAGAUAACGGGCCUAGCACACAAUAAGGUAGUAGAGGAACGACAGCAGUAG